AUCGAAUCAUUCGAUGACCAAUCGCAUGAUCAAUCGAAUCGAAUCGAAUCACCAAGCAAAGUCUCCCAGCUCGAGCCACAUGUACUACCUGUAGUAGUUGCACCACAGCCGGGAGUACUACGUAGCCUCCUUGCUUUGCUUCUGCUUGCUUGGCAGUGCUGCUGGAGGCCCGUCUGUGAUACGUGGUGCUAGCUGUAUGUGUAGAUUGGAGCCUUCCUGUUUUGUCACACAAGUAUUGCCGUCCUGUAGGUACUCUACGUAGGCGCAUGAAUCGAACAAGAUUGACUUCGUGUUAGGUCGUGGAGACUCGAAUGACUCUGACUCUACUCCCAUACGGUGUCUCGCUAUUUUAGUUAGGCCGUUCAGGUGGUGCCUGGUUAUGGGCUCCUGGGUGUAGGAUCGGGUCUACCGGUAGGUCUUGCCCCCCCCCCCCAAUGGAAUCAUAAUUCAUAUAGCUUUCGCUCCAAGUUCAAUGCUGGCUUUCUUUGCUACGGUAUUGCUUGCAAGUUGCGCAGGUCUUUGGGGCGAAAAAGGCAACUUCGUUAGAGCUAGAGCUACCGGGGGUGGAGAAAAUCAAUGCCAUCCCAUGCUCACCAGUGCUUGCCAACCAGCCACUGUUUCGCAAAACAGUUGCCGCUUUCACCACUGCCGACCAGGUACCACUCCAAUGUCUUGGUCAAAGUUUGCUUCAGUCAACCUGAGCAGAUGCAACUUGCCGGUGGCAUUCAUAAUCAUGCAUGCAGGUCUGUUCUGGUGCUUGGGAAUGUAUGUAUGACUUGUUCAUGUGAUGCUGAUUUGGCUCGGCCCGGGCCGUCAGCCUUUCGCUCGAGGGCUCGAGGGGGCGUUGGUACGGUCGUAUCCAUCUAGCAUAACUGGAGAAGUACCACCGUACGACUGUAGUCCAUGAAGAGCUCCAUGAAGUCUCUACACUGUUUGGCUCUUCCGAUCCAAGAAAUAUUAAUAGAUAGAAAGUCACGGCCCAUGAGGUCAGAAAGACUUAAAGGACCCUUCCUUUGAAAAGCAAAAAAUAAAGAGCCAGCUUCUUCAACAGGAUCGAGCAUACCUGGUACAUCCUUUUUGGUCCUCCCAGCCAGAUUGAAGAUUCGCGCCGCGGUGCAGUAGCGCAUUGCCUUUUUGCAUCCGCUGCUGUCGGCUCCAAACAAACCACAUAACACAUAAUUUCACAUCGACAAACUCAAAAUGAAACUCGAAUACAAAGCACUUAUGGAUGACGAAGACUCGGCAUCCAUCACGGAUUACUCCUUUACCGACCAAGAGCAGGGACGCGAGGAGGUUCCUACCACAUCAGAAGCACCAAAACGGUCCUUCACCACAACAAAUGGUCGUUUCUUUGGCUAUGCUGCCCUGCCAAUGAUGUUUUGCACCGUGGCUAUGGAUGGAUUAUCGUUGGUUACCUUCUUGUGUGGAUUUGGGUGGAGCAAAACGCCCGUGCUCUACGCUCUGGGCAUCCGAGCACCACUGGAACGGCCCCCAAAGCUGAACAUGGUCUUAAACAUUCAUGCCUUUGCAGCCUUGCUUCUUGUAACUCUCGCCACUUUUCAAGUGAUUUCAGCUGUGCGCUUCCACACUACAAAUCAGAUUCGAAUGCUCAAGGCAGCCCAUCGAUUCAUUGGUCGGGUGGCGUCCCUUUUUUGGAUAGGAACGGUCUGUACUGGUAUUGCGAUGGUUGUCGGGAAGGCCGUUACCAAGUACACUGCCCACCCGGAACACGGAAUCAUUCAGAUAGGCGUUGCCGACUGGGUGCUACUCAUUAGUGGCAAUGGUAGCCUUCUGAACAUGGGUAUUGCCAUUUAUGCGGUGGCCGGUUCGAAGCGCGACCUCUUUGUUCACAAAUGUGGCAUGUUCUUUGCCCUCAUGUUCCCACUGACGGUCAGCGCUGGAUUUCUUAACGUUUCCAUUUUGCAGCUAUUCAAUCCGCACUGUGCUGUCACGGACAUCGGUGGCGCGUUUUCUAUUGCUGGUGGAGAAGUGUUGCAAUUGCUAGGAUUCGCUGUGUCGGCUUGGUGGUGGGAUCGAGCCAUCUUUCAGAGCAACAUGGUUCGGAUCAAUGUUCUUUACUGGGCUGUCCGAUGCGUGCUGAUUACGAUUGUUGCAUGGAAUAUCUUGUCUACCAAACAUCACAAAGACGACGAGUGCUUUGCCUAAUCCCCGCACCCAUCCCCUGUCUUCCCGUUAAAUUUACGGUUCCUUUUCACCCUUUACAUUACUAAACCACACAAAACACACGACGCUUUAUUUUAUCCUCUCUAUCCUCUAACUAGUCUGUCACCAAGGAUUCAUGUUUGCCUUCCUUCUCUGUUUCUUCGCGCGGCUAUGCUUGAAACUCGUUUGUUCCGACAAGAUGGUUUUCU
Seminavis robusta is the source of this 2372-nucleotide messenger RNA. Lineage: Eukaryota; Bacillariophyta; Bacillariophyceae; Naviculales; Naviculaceae. The record is from the annotation of a GenBank genome assembly.